UUUCUUUUCUCUUUUACUAUACCCUCUUUUUUUUGUAUAUACAUAUCUAUUAUGAGCAUUUCACCUUAUGAAUUUGAAAACCAUCAUCUCAUUAGAAAAGAACGCCUUCCAUCUAUCAAACGCAUUUUUGAUUCAAUUCAAGACUCGGUGCCCAGCCAAGCACCAUCUCCUCCCGAUUUGCUACAUGAUUCUGAUGAAGAUGAUGGCGAUUCACUCUGUACUCCUUCUGUAUCAUCUUCUCCUCAUGCAUAUCAUGAUCCAUGUAAUCGCAAAAAGACAAUACCUUACAAAUCACCUUCUGUAGCCUAUGAUACAACGCGUCAAGCUUUUGAUAAUAGUGUCGUCUUUCAAUUAAACCUUGUUCCCUCCCAUGCACAUGCUAAUGUUUCAAAUAUGACAAAUCAAGGCAAACUUAUUGAGGAGACAUGUGACUUUAAAUGUACUUCACACAUUGUAUGCGGUCAAUCAAUACUCUCGGCGCUACGCAGAAGAGUGGCACAUGCUCGUAGCCAUCUGCAUCAAACACAACCUCGGCUUAGUCAUAAACGUACUCGCUACGGUAGUAUGGUUCAAAUACCUAAACCAAAAUAUCGCCGUAUCGAUACUGAUAGUGAAGAAAACGAUGUGAUGAGUAAUGAUUCCAUAACUUCAGAUCUGGAACACAAGUUUCGGACUGUUGAAAAUCAGUAUCAUAAUCCUCAUUCCAUGGAUCAGAUCAGCACUAAACAUGAGCCUACUAAGCGCACAAAGAAUCCAGCACCCACAGGUCGUCCUACAAGGGUCAAAGGUCCUUGUCAAGCAUGCCAAGAAGCUUCUGAUGGUUGUAUGCGUAAAGCAUUCAAUUGGCCAUUCUCUACAAACCAAACAUUUAGUGAUAAGGGAAAACCAUUUGUUUAUCUUUGCAACAAAUGUGGUCUUCGUUAUAACAAAAGUAAUGGUUGUGUUUGCCGACAUUGUCGUUGGGUAUUUUGUAAAGAAGAAAAGAGAAAAGCAUUACAACAUAUUGAAGCCAUGCGUCGUUCCCGCCCUGAUGGUCGAGUCGAUCCUAAUGAAAAUAUCGAGAACUUUGUCUGUAGUCCCAAAUAUUGGACUUGUGGAAAGCCAUGGAAAGUUGGAUGGGUCUUGAAUAGUUUAAAUGAAGAUGACGAUGAAGACGCUCUCUUUUCUUUUACAUCUUAACCACACUUGUAAAUUGUGUUUCAUCUUGUAUAUAAUAAAUUCUUUUUUAU
Molecule: messenger RNA, 1229 nt
Organism: Gilbertella persicaria
Lineage: Eukaryota; Fungi; Mucoromycota; Mucoromycetes; Mucorales; Choanephoraceae
Exons: 2
Coding region: 52-1179 (375 amino acids)
Source: RefSeq, a predicted model, not a curated record